Arabidopsis arenosa is the source of this 589-nucleotide messenger RNA. Lineage: Eukaryota; Viridiplantae; Streptophyta; Magnoliopsida; Brassicales; Brassicaceae. The record is from the annotation of a GenBank genome assembly.
GAGGAUACUCUUUAUGAUUCUUCCAUGUAUCACACUUCUUCGGUCACAGUAUGUCCUAAUGAUAUCUGGGACUCCGGUUCUAGAUUAUCUUCCUUGUAUCGUCCUCCUCUAAAUUUGCUUUUCAAUGGUUCGUUUGAAGAUGCUAAAUCAACUUCCUCUAGAGAAGAUUUAUGGUUACUUGUCAACCUCCAAUCCACGACAGAGUUUGCUUCUCACACACUUAACCGAGAUUUAUGGUCAAACAAUGUUGUUUCUCAUGCCAUCGAGUCCAGAUUCAUCUUAUGGCAGGUCUAUGAUCAUACCAACGAAGGAAAGAAGAUAUCUACUUUAUAUGAGAUCGACACUACUCCUCCUGUGGUGCUACUCAUUGAUCCCAUCACUGGCCAGAAGAUGCGUACGUGGAGCGGUAUGAUUGAAGCUCAUUAUUUUCUCGAGGAUUUGAUGAUUUAUAUUGAUGCUGGUCCUUGCCAACAAAUUGCUUCUCUGACAAGCAACCACGUUGAUCAAGAAAAGGCUAGUUUAUGUUGUUCCUUCGGAUAUCUUAUUGAGCUAGUUUCAGGAUUUUGAACAUUAAAUUGUUGUUGAAAAU